Messenger RNA from Mastomys coucha (southern multimammate mouse), 884 nucleotides. It is a transcript of the gene Akip1, whose product is annotated as A-kinase interacting protein 1. Gene Ontology annotation, cellular component: nucleoplasm. The transcript is spliced from 5 exons. The record is from RefSeq and is a predicted model, not a curated record. Gene Ontology annotation, biological process: regulation of non-canonical NF-kappaB signal transduction. Lineage: Eukaryota; Metazoa; Chordata; Mammalia; Rodentia; Muridae. The coding region runs from base 171 to 809 and encodes 212 amino acids.
GGCUGUACCCAGGGUCUGAGAGGCGGAAGUGUCAGGGGCAAGGGGCCUGCCUUCUAGUUCCUCCCCACGUGGAGCGCGCGAUGCGAACGACGGGGGAGUUGGGGUCUCGGGGGAAGCUCCCGCCGGGAUCCGGGCCUAGUUGACUUGUCUGUGUCUGUGUCCAGGGAGACAUGGAAUACUGUCUGGCGGCCGCGGCGCUGAACGGAGUGGACCGGCGCUCGCUACAGCGCUCUGCUCGCCUGGGGAGGGAAGUAUUGGAGCGCGCCAAGAGAAGGGCAGUGGACUGGCAUCCUCCAGAGCGAUCCAGAGGCAGCGUGGGGGUCCUUUACCGCCAGGGCCCUUACCAGGAAAGAUGGUCCGUCCCGGGUUCCCAGCGCCUCCUAGGAGAGAGAGAAGAAAGGCGCCCAACCCUUAGCUCUUCCUUCAGAACGAUGGCUGAAUUCAUGGACUAUACUUCAAAUCAGUGUGGGAAAUACUACUCGUCUAUGCCAGAGGAAGGCGGGGCAACCCACGUCUACCGUUAUCACAGGAGGAAGCCUCCAGAAACGCACGUGUACUCAGACACUGUGAGCGUUCAAGAACAAAGAAACUGCAGAGGAGAGACAUCUGUUGGUCCAGGAAGCAUCUACCAAACAUCAGAGCAUUCUCAAGAGUCAUCUUGGCCUACUGACUACAUCUCUAAGGACCUCUACAUAGAAGUAUCUCCAGGGACCUAUUCUGUCACUGUGGGCUCCAGUCCCUUAACCAGGAAGACGCACGUGGUUGCAGUUGACUCGGGGCAAAGUGUUGACUUGGUCUUCUCCGUAUGAUGUUGACCAUCACUGCCGACAUUUCACUCUUUAAGUAGCAAGAAGAAUAAAACCACCCUAUAAUUGUCUCAAUAA